Porites lobata is the source of this 10508-nucleotide messenger RNA. The record is from the annotation of a GenBank genome assembly. Lineage: Eukaryota; Metazoa; Cnidaria; Anthozoa; Scleractinia; Poritidae.
GUAAAUCUGAACCUACCUUCUUUCGUUUUCAGAUUUCUUUUGGGUAUUAUUCUGAUUAUUGCCACUUUUGAAUUGCGCCAAGCAGCGUCCUCUGCUAUGUCCGCUGAACAAACGUUGGACGCAUUUAAGCUAACAGAUGGCUGCGACGCCCUCAAGGACCGGCUGCGAUGUUUCCAGCAUAAAUAUCGCACAAUUGAUGGAACAUGCAACAAUCUGUGUCGCAUAAACCAAGGAGCUGCUUUCACUCCGCUGCGGCGUUUUCUUCCUAGUGAGUACGCACCUGGAGAGCAACCUCGCAACGAAUCAGUAACAGGCCAUCCCCUUCCAAAUACAAGGCGAGUAAGCAGGAGGAUAUUUCAAGGCUUCAAUGGUGACGAAUUUGGCAUCCGACCAAAUUUUACUCACGUAACAAUGACCUGGGGUCAAUUCAUGGAUCAUGACGUCACUCUGACAGAGCUGACACCAAAUGUGGAGUGCGGAAAUAACACAACACCGUGUGUUAACCAGGAAGGAUGCAUUGUAAUCUCACUGGAUGAACUGAAUGCUAACGAGAGAUUAGAGUUUAACACCAGCGCAAAUUGUAUUCCUCUCAGAAGGUCCUUUAGAAGAAACAGUGAACAGGUAGGCUAUAAGGGAGCUGUCAGUAAAAACAGUAUGCGUAGCCAGUAGCUGAUAAAUGACUUACAGUAGACUCCCGAUAACUCGACCUUCAAGGGACAUUGAAAGAGGUUCGAGUUAUCGGGAGCCCGAAAAAAAAAAAUAGCCGGGAGUAAGAAAAAAACAGUUCUUACUACAUAGUGAACAUUUUAAUCAAAUUUAAUUGUAGACAUGUCAAAUGGAAAUUAAAAGAUACUUGUCUAGACUAUAAAUCAGAACGUAACAUAACAGACCCUUGCUUAAAUAGAGCAUGCGUUUUACUGUUUUGAGAAGUAAGUUAGAUUUUUGACAAACAACAUAAGCCUCCAGUAGUAAACUAUAUGCCUUAAUAACACGUCAAUGGGAAAUUCAAAAUUCAAUGUUUGGGACGCCAGUAGACUCUGUUUUUUCCCUACUUUUAAAGGGUUCAAAACAUGGUUCGAGUUAUCGAGGGUAAAAUUACUGAAAUUAUAUAGAACUGAUCUGAAGGAAACAAAAACUACUUCGAGUUAGCGGGAGGUUAGAGUUAUCGAGGGUUCGAGUUACCGUCAGGGUUAAAUUUCAGUAAAUGUAUGACGGAAAUCCAGGGGAAUCGAUUUUGCUUCGAGUUAGCAAGAGGAUCGAGUUAGCGAGGGUUCGAGUUAUCGGGAGUCAACUGUAAUUUAAGUAUUGGUGUUGGUUUUAUAAAUCUUAAAAGAGAGUGCAUGAACAGAGAUCUGCAUCGCUCAUGACGCAGCUGCCUCAAAUCCCGCCUCAAAUGCAAUCAUUAUUCUGUUUAUCAGAUUGGAAUACUGAACAGCACAAAAGCGAAGUCCUAGAUAAAGAUUGAGCUAUGUGUUACUGUCACUGUUACUGACUGUGCAAACGAUUUCGUCAGUCCUCAUGAUUAAAAUAAGGUCUUUGAAACACGAUUUUAAUUGAAAUUAUCGCGUUGAAACAGAGCAAACUUUGACAAUUCUGCUUGCCAAAUCUAUUUGGCUGAGACGCCGGCCUGAAAUGCUGGUACCACUGAUUGUUGCUAUAAUGAGUAAAUAAACUUAUUAUAUUGGAUGAGGUUUUUGUGAUAUUCGGAAUAAUCAAGGGCGUGGUAAGUAUAUGUUAUCUGCCGAGGCUGGUCAUGAUAACACUUACCGAUUCCUUGUAUAUUCCAGAUAUCAGUAAAACUGAACCAAAUAAUUGCAUUAUUAUAGAUUGUUUUUGAGCAAAUGACGACAAACGCACCAUCGCACGGAAUACAGUUUGACAUUGCUCUUGGAAAUCAUGCAUUGCGCGCAACCUGCAGAUUAGUCACCAAUCUGCUAGCAGAUAACUAACCAAUCUGUACACUCUAAAACAAAGUGUGUUACUGCAACACACCUAUUUUUGUCCUCAAAAGAACACACAAAAAGGUUGCAGUUACAAACAAUCCCUCAAAAUUACCUGUUUCAUGGCUAAAUUUGACACACUUUCAGUUGUGUUCACAAGAAAGAUGUGUUUUGUCACACAUCUUGAUGUGCCAACAAACAUAUCUUUUGAUGUGUCUUAAGAAAACACAAUGCUAGGUAGGUUGCAGUACAGAAUUCCAAAAUUACCUGUAGGCUCCUAGCCAAUGAGAAAACAGAUAAUGAGUACAAUGUAUAAGUAAUCUUGAAGCUGAAACCUAGAAAAAAAUGCAUUUUUAAUCAGGCGAAAAUUCGACAAGUAUUCUUUGUUUUCACUGUCACGCCAUCGAAAUUAAAAAUCGAAACGAAAGUCCAGAAUCUAGGAAAUAGAAGAUGAUCAAUCUGCAAAAAGCCUCGCUAAAAAAAUCAGGGCUGUACGAGGUAUUUGGAAAAAUGUUUUACCCAAACCUAUAAAGCUUUGUAUGGAGACGCCAUGCUGGUGUCCCUUUUGAAGGGCACAAAUGUGGUGGCCGGAAACCAACAGAAAUAUCUGUCUUGGAGUUUUGCUAAAAAAGCGUGAAUUCACCGAUUGAGGAUUCUCUGAAAUGAAGCAAGGAAGUUUAAAGGAAGUUUAACUAAAUAGCAAAAUCUAGAAAAAAAAAAACCGGUAACAUUUUCAACCUACAUCAUGAGAGCUGUUCCAGCCACCAUUUAAAUUCCGCGUGUGUUUUCAUACAACGAGGGCGCUAAAGAAAUAAUCACCUUCAGUUUGAUACUCCUUCCUCUCGGUUGAAAUAAGGGCCUGUUUACAUGGAGGCGGGGGGGGGGGGGGCAGGUAGGUGAGGUAACCCGUUUAGGUAACCCGUUUAGGUGGGUUACCCACCUGUUCAUGUUCUCAUUUUAAGUUGAUCACGUUUACAUGUUAGGUGGGGUGACCCGCCAAAUGUUAAUCUCACAUUGCUGGGAUCCCCCACCUCCAUGUAUACAGGCCCUAAGACGUCAUCGUCGAAGGGCUCCUGGCAUCAUCUAUUUUAGCAUUGCGUAUCAAGAAGUGGUCUAUUGUACCGGAUCAAAUUCCUCAAAACAAUAGGCUUUUGUCCAAGGUGUUGCUGCCGAAUUCACUCCGAACAGAUUAGCACAAUGGUUAAAUUUCGACGUGACAACGUUAACAUGUUAGGGGUUGGAGGCGCAACAAUUACGUCAAUCACCAGGCUGCGCGGGGGUGCAGAGUCAAACAAACAUGGCAAGCGUGUGGAACCCUCCUACACUGCUAAUUUUGAUAUUUGACGUUUUGACACGGGAAACGGUUUUCAGAAGUGGACGGGGAGGUGGGUUAAUUAAGGAAUUUAGAAAGAUGCUCACAGGCUCACCCCCUUCUCACUUCUUGCUAUUUUUGCUCUCUCGCUUUUUCACUGCUUGAAUGCCCGCUUUUUUUGCUCGUCUUUACUGAUCAAUAGCCAGGCACAGCGGGCUACUAGCUCCUUUCAAAAAAAUUCCAAGUUCUUGGUAUGUGCUAUUAGUCUACAACAGUUGAUAAGCAAGGUGUUUAAAACGACGACGUCGUCCAAGCAAAUAUGCGAGCUGCGAUACCUUGAUGAUCCACGUAGAAGCAAACCGUGCGGUCAUGGGAACAACAGACAAACAAUUACCUUCGCGUCAUAGGCGUGCGCUAAAAACAGAUUUCAUAAGAUUAUCAUGAGGCACAGGGAUUCACUCCCUUCUCUCAUUCUCUUUUGUGGAGGAGUUGUAGCUCUUUGAAAAUUUGAGAUUUGAAGUUAAACAUAAUUAGCUGUAAUUAACUGGUCUGUCAUAGCUGUAGGUCAAUUGUAGGUUGUUUUAUUGUCUUUUCUUCAAACAAUGAACAAUCCUGGCCUUGGUUGCUCAAACGUUAGAUAGAGCUAUCCACCAGAUAAAUCACUAUCUAACGGAUAGGCAGGGUCACCAAACGGUACAUUUUGAGAAAAAGACGUAAAAACAACAACAAAGCAUGAAAAAAGUCUUCUGAAGCCAUUUUAAGUAUUUUGGGAGAUUGCUGGGAAACAUUUAUCUGUUCUUCACUCCCAGCAAGACUGAUGGAUGAGUUCCCAGCCAGCAACUGAAGCUGCACCUACAACCUGCAACCUGACUUACUAGAAAGUUUCCCCGCAGACGUAUGUCCAGACAUCACUGUCCAGUUUGGGUGUGAUCAUAGGGCAAAAUUCAGCCCUUCAGGGGAAGGGUGGGGGGUCGGUAGGAAAUUGGUGUGGUCUUCGGGCUAAAUUUACCCAAUCAGUGGGGGAGGGGGAGGAGUGGAAGAGGUUUCUGACAAAUAGGGAAUCCCGUGGAUAGCGUUAUCCACCUAUUGAGCAACUGGGCCUGGUCUUUUGUAAUCAGCCGGGAUACUGUUCCUUAGAAAAUGCUAUUAGAUGUUUCCAAUUUAUAAGUCCUCGACACUAUCCUUUGUGUUAGAUAAACGAGAUAACAGCCUACAUUGAUGCUUCACAAGUGUACGGCUCAGAUGAAGCUUUGGCAAAGAGGCUUCGAGACCAAAAAACAAAGCUGGGAUUGUUGGAUGUGAGACCUUACAUAAACUCCGAUGGCGAACCGAUUCUUCCGGAAGCUGAUGAGGAAGCUUUCUGCAGAUCAACAGAUACUGAAGCAAGUCCUUGCUUUCUUGCUGGCGAUAUUCGAGUGAACGAAAAUCACGGUAAUUGAUUAGUUUAUUUAUUUAUCUAAUUUUUAUUUAUAUUUAUUAUUCAAGUUCAAACGAAGAGAACAUUAAAGCCGACCAAAAACGUAUUAAUAACAACAAAAAUACAUAAAAACAAACAUAAAGCUGAAACCUUGAAGUUAGUCAGGAUAGGAACAAAACUUGCUACAACGCCGUCGUUAGUUUUUGUUUUGAAAUCGCGCUUUUAUAAGUGGCGCGCUCUGAUUGGUCAACACUUUGCUAGGCUUUCUCGCAGCUGAAAACACGCGUCGGCGUUGUGUGUUUCCUCAUCUGCCAGAUGGUUACACAGUUCGCCUUCAAGUCAGUAAAUGAUUUUUCAUGGACGUGGAUGAGUCCUGAUAUUUCUCAAGUUUACCUGAAAGAAACGCGUAGUCGGCUCCAUUAGAUGCCGAGGGAAAGUGACAAAAUAUACACGUCCAUUAAAGUUUAUGAUUGUCAGAAAUUGUGAGCCGCUGUGAAGAUGCAAGGAACCGUUUUUAUUUUUCAGAUCUCUGCCGUUGGCAAUAAGCUUUUAAUAGGUAUUUGAACAGGCAAAGUUUAUUGAUCAUAUUCCCAUGCACGGCUACCAAAAGCGUUUGAAAGUUCAAAACGUAAUAACUUGUUCGGGAAAUUUGUUGAAUGUGCCUUAGACGUGGAUAAAACUUGUAACGAUAUAAAUCAAACGUUAUGAGAGUAUAGAAGGCUAUUAAGCAGAAAAUGUACCGUGAAAAUUCAUGAGGUGAUGGUAAACAACGCUCAUAAGAUUUACUUAAACUUGCAUUUUUUGACAGGUCCGACGCAAACGGCUCGGGUGAAAGUGGUUUGUAACAGUAGCGCAGCUGACAAUAGUUUUGAAGGGAUAGCUCGAGCCAGUCGAAUACUUUAGAUGACAAUUUUCUUCGAACGGAUAGCGCGUCCGCAAGCCUUUCGAGCGGAUAACAAUUUUGUGCGAACGGAUAGCCUGAGUAGUUGAAGGAAUGACAUUUCUUUUUCGAACGGAUAGCUAGAGCCGUUCGAACGGAUGACAAAUUUUCGCGAACGGAUACCAAAUCAAUUGGAAAAGCCUUUCACAACUACUGUAUCAGUAAUUUCGUGUAACACGAAAUUCGCGGGAUUUGUUCACUUUUAUAUGUUUAUCCGUAAUUCAAGAUUAUAUGAUUCAUUCACAUAUUAAAUUCAAUAAGAACAGCUGAAGAAUAAUUUUUGUAAAAAUUGAUGUUCCUUUUGGAUCCACGGAUAUUUAAAAUUAAUCAAAAGAUCUUUUAUGUUUUAAAAGCAAAUUUGAGCAAUUAAGACAAAGUUUUAUGGCAAACGCCAUUUCUUAAAGCUAUCAGCAAUUUUUUUUUUUACUACAGUGUGUAGUAUUGUACCUAUGGGAUAAUUAUCUUCCGAAGUAAUUAUUUUGAGCUUAGAACUCAAAGAAGUCGUGUCUCAAACUCAUUUUUAUUCAAUAACUCAAUAUAUUGCACAAAAGAAAAUGUUCCACUUUCUUUCCUUUUUUACAGCGUUGAUGGCGAUGCAUACAAUUUGGGUACGUGAGCACAAUCGUAUAGCGAAUUUUCUGCACUUGUUAAAUCCCCAUUGGGGUGACGAAAGGUUAUAUCAAGAGGCGCGUAAGAUUGUUGGAGCUGAGAUUCAACACAUCACCUAUAAUGAGUGGCUUGCAGUUAUUUUCCCAAGUGAAGAACUGGUAAGAACUAAUGGAUGCGUAAGAGAUAAUUGCUAAUUUAUGAAAGCAUUUAUUCGCGAUAGCUUACAUCUGAUUUUAGGGAAGGGAGGGGGCAAAGAAAUUAAAUAAAACAGUAAAUACUAAAAUAAAUAAGCAAAAAUAUAAUCUAAAUUGGUUCAACAACGGUGGCUUAUUGUCGCAAGUCACUAAGGAGACGACGAAACGGAGACAAGCAUUCGGAACAAGGACAAAAACCUUUGGCCUCCGGUUUACGGAAUCCGAGAAAUUUUUGCUUAUACAUGUAGAAGCCGGAAUACAACAAGACUGAAAUCCAGUACUUGGAAUCCAUAUUCCAAUAUUGUCUCGGCCCUCACAAGACUCAAACAAACAAUUUACAAUAACUGACUUUCACUUUUUUUUUUAGUUUGCUUUUUCUUAUUGUUUUUGUUUAGUUUUAAUCAGUUUCAUGUACGAAUCCCUUCUUACUACGAAUCCCUUUCUUGCCUCUUGUUUGGAACUGAAUAAAAAUUCAAACAGAAAAAGAAAACUUGACAAAAAAGCACUUUAUUUCCAAAUGUGAGCAGAAACGAUUUGCCAGAUAUCGUAUCGUUCGGUGUCAAAAUCCGAUUGAGGUAAAUAUUCAUAAUGACUUUUUAAGGUAGGAAAAUUUGUGCACGACAACAAUUUUAUUAUUCUGGAAGUCAAGUUUAUUCAAGUUAAUUUCCGAACGUUUUCUGGAAAAUCUGUGUUUGUUUAAGAAAAGUUGCCGGUGCUUUUUAUUCAGUUGAGCUGCAUAGUUUUAUCAUAAUAUUCAGCAUAAUUAUAUCAUUCGCAAGUCUCGACACGUGACAUUCUCAAACGCAUUCGUCCUUGCUCUUUCCCACCUCAUACAAUCAAGCCGUCUCCAGGAUCCCAUCGGCUGAACAGAUCCUAGGCAAAUUGCGUUGAACAUAGUAUCUUGAACAUAUCGUUGGACAUAUCUUUCCGCUGCUCAGUGACCGAACCGAAGCACGGCCGAUUUCAAGUGGCGGGUUUUAGGAUUUAGUCUCGUAUCCUCUUUUAGUUCCCUUAGGAGACUUCGCCAGAUUUCACGUUUUUUUGGCCAUGCUGGUGAGUUAAAUGGAACUCGAAUCCAGGCCACUUUCGUUGGAGGUAACAGAGAAUUAUUGCGCUAUUCCCGGGCUGCACCUCCAAUCAUCGUCAGCAUAAUUUACGAGCACACUCACUUCAAGUCAGUGUUCAAGUAAUAAGGAGGUUCUGUUGUCCAAUUAAUUAUAAAGUUUAACCGUCUUUCUUGAAUGUUUUAAGCUUAUUGAGGUUAAAGUCAAGUAUUUUCAGUUAGACAUGACUCUGGUGGAGUAAACAUUUUCUGCUCCUAAAGGGACACAGUCAGCAAUGAGACCGCGCUGACCUUGACACUACUUUGCCUCAACCCGAAAUCAAAUGUACCCGUCGGAUACAUCUAGAAAUUCGCUUCAAUCUUGCCUAGAUAUAGAGUUUCAUUCGAUCCUCGAUCUUCACAAAAAACCUCGUUUUGAGCAAACUUCUACGUACUCAUCCUAUGACAUUAUUUUAUCAUAUUUGGUUAAAAACAGUAUCCAAAGGAACGUGAACAGAAGAGGUGGGAAACGCGUAGUCGCCGGGUGGAAGAAAUCGCCUUCGUUUACCAAAAUAACUAAAGAAAUGAAUCAAUGACACUGGCGAGCAAAUAACCGUUAUAUAUAUUUGGAAAAUCGAUGGAAAAGGCUACAGGUGUUUGGAAAAUCAAGCUUUCUCGACCUUGAGCCUUCGACAAUAAUUCAUGCAGACUCCGUGUCAUUCUUCACCUCUACUGAUGAUCGAAUUCAGAAGUAUUCGUCCAAGUUUGGCUUUCCCUGGACAAAUCCAUCAGUAAAUUCCCAAUAAUAUAUACAAAAAUGAGUGCUCUGAUAUGGCAUAGGGUCUAUAAUUACGAUUUGGGCUUGUAACUAGUUUAACGCUACAAGUUUUGUGUUUUGUGUAGAGUAUUCCGGAUGCGCUUCUCACUUUCUGUUUCAGGCGUGUCUUGUGAUAUGCAAAUCAGCUAAGAAAUGUUUUGAAAUGCGCAUGUGCAUCAGCUGCCUGUGUCAUUUUAAACCUUACUUUUAGCCGUUAAUGCAAAACAACCGAAACUGACCUUCCACAUAAUUCCUGUCCAUAAUUCUUUUUCAGAGAAAGAACCUAGGGCUUUUAUUGGAGCCUAAAGGGGAAUUCUUCAAAGGAUACAAUGUUUCAGUUGAUGCACAGUGUACCAACGCCUUCUCCACAGCUGCUCUUAGAAUGGGUCAUUCUUUGAUCCGCGAUACUUUCGUUCUUUUGGACACCAACUUUGGCAGGGCAGGAUUUGAUGAACCUAAUAUAUUGGAAACCAGAGACUUCUUUAACCCAGAUCGAUUUUACCAGGCGGGAGACAACGCAUAUGGCGGAAUUUUGCUGGGGCUAAUAAGAUUUUUUGCUCAAAAUGUUGAUCGGUAAGAUGAAGGCAGUUAAUCGUAAUAAUUGAUGAAAAUAAACUAGCACUGAUCAGGGAUUUUUGGGUACGUUCGCAUGUUCGCCACAGCGGAAUUUAUCAACGUUUUUAGAGGACCUUGUAAGUAUUAAACGAUGAAGUAAACACAAGACACCAUUAUGAAAUUUGAAAUUUCUCUACCAGUGGCACGAAAUGCCUUGCAAUCGAGGCUAUCACUAGCCCUGUAUGACAUAUUUUUUCUUCUGGCAGAACAAUUAACUAUACAAUGAUUUCCCAAAAUCUGCAAUUUGCCAAUGUUGGAUUAUAUUUUAGAAAUCCAGUACCUUAUAGUUUCUUUUUGCUGAAUGCUUCUCGCACGAUCAGUUAGGUUGCGUGUUCUUGUGGCGUCAAAUGCAUAUGUGAGUUGCAUAUUAUUUUUCGUUAUUAUUAUUAUUUUUCAUCAGCGGUUUCGAAAUCACUUUUUUUUCAUUUCAUCUGCGUUGUGGUAAAAAUUAAUAUCUCUGAGGUUUUUGCCCUUAUCCUGUAUUGACAACAAUUAUAUGACCUACAACUGACGUAAUUCCGCAUACUUUAGUAUGCAAGAGUAUGCAAAUCAAGAGAAUUACGGACAAUAUUCGUGCAUUCUUUUUUUUUUUUUUACAAACUGGAACCAAGAAUCUGACGAAGAGAAAAUUUAUCGUUGAACCGGGUCAAUUUCACAAUAGACAAUAACAAGUGAAAAUGCACACGUGCGCACGUGCAAGAAGAUAAAAGUAUCAAGCUAUCUAUAUAUUUCUCUAUUCGCCACUUUGAGGUUGGCUGGGAGACCGGGUCGAGAUGGUUGUCAAAGUGCAUUGUGGGACUGCUUUGGGGGACGAAUUUGCCACCAUGUUGAAAAUUUGUCCCCCAAAGCAGUAACACAAUGCACUUUGAAACCAUCUCGACUCAGUCUCCAGCGCAACCUCAAAGUGGCCAAUAUGAAAACCUUUUUGAAAAUGGGUUUUGCAAUCCAUUUUUGUGGGUCUUAAUAAAGACGUAUCGCGUUUCAUGAUUCAUUUAAUUUAUUUCAUUUUUUUGUUUAUUUCUUCUCCUUUUAGGCGUUUCGUUCGCGCAGUAAGAGAACGCCUGAUAAUUGAAGGAGAACCUCCUAAUGGUGUUGUUGGCGAUCUAACCGCAAUCAACAUGAUACGCGGAAGAGAUCAUGGCUUACCAGGCUACGUCAAGUUCCGAGAAGCUUGCGGGGGAAAUCCAGCCGUUCGGUUUGAUGAUAUCCUUGAUACUAUUCCUAGUGCUCAAGUAAACAGGCUUAAAUCUGCUGGCAUUUACAAAAAGGUGCACGACAUUGAUCUUUUUGCUGGCGGCAUGAGCGAGAAAGCCCAACAAGGAAGUGCGCUUGGUUUCACCUUUACAUGCCUUGUAGGUCGGCAAUUCAAAGAUUUCCGUCAUGGCGAUCGCUUUUGGUAUGAGAGAGAUGAUCACCAGACCGGGUUUACCAUGGAACAACUUGACCAAAUACGACACUCGAGUCUUGCCAAAGUUAUCUGUGAUAAUACCGAUGAUGUGCGUCGCAUUCAUGCGAAGGUUUUCGUACAUAGAAACGCACCCGGCGCCAAUAAUCCUGUAGUCGACUGUGAUGAUCUGCCGUUUAUGGACUUGACUGUCUUUAAAGAAGGUGAGUACUACUAA